Molecule: messenger RNA, 213 nt
Organism: Dentiscutata heterogama
Lineage: Eukaryota; Fungi; Glomeromycota; Glomeromycetes; Diversisporales; Gigasporaceae
Source: the annotation of a GenBank genome assembly
AAAUCACUAACUCUUUCAAUCCCUAAUAUUUCAUCAAAUAUAGAACUAACUGUUUCGGCUAUUAGUAGUGCUAUCACCAAUGCUGCAAACACUGCUACAAAUACUGCCAGGGAUAUUGCUACAAUAGCUCCAGGUUUAUUAUCUCAGUUAUUAAGUGCUUUCGACAAAUUGGCUAAACAUAAUUUUGGUAUUAUAAAAUGCACCCAUGGUUAA